UGUCCUCCGCUCCUCCCCCUCCUCUCAGGCUGUACGUGUCUUUUCUCCCGCCGUACAGGAGGAUGGAGGUCCGGUGUCGUGCCCCCCCCGCUCUCCUACUCGUCUUCCUCUUCAAUACGGCCACUGUCACGUGUCAUGGUGCUGAAGACAAGGAGCAGCCCCGGACCGGCCGGGCUCACCAGGACGGAGAGUGUCACUUCUACGCCGGGGGGGCAGGUAUACCCUGGGGAGGCCACCCGUGUGCCCGUGUCCGACCACUCCCUGCACCUGAGCAAGGCGAAAAUUUCCAAGCCUGCUCCAUACUGGGAAGGAACAGCUGUGAUAAAUGGAGAAUUUAAAGAGUUGAAGCUCACAGAUUACAAAGGAAAAUACUUGGUCUUCUUCUUCUACCCUCUGGACUUCACAUUCGUCUGUCCAACGGAAAUAAUUGCUUUUGGUGACCGCAUAGAAGAAUUCAGAUCAAUAAAUACUGAAGUUGUAGCUUGUUCGGUGGACUCUCAAUUCACGCACUUGGCAUGGAUAAAUACACCUCGAAAGCAAGGAGGACUUGGUCCAAUGAAAAUUCCUCUGCUUUCUGACCUAACUCACCAGAUCUCAAAGGAUUAUGGUGUAUACCUGGAGGACCAAGGUCACACGCUAAGAGGGCUCUUCAUCAUAGAUGACAAAGGAGUCCUCCGACAGAUUACCAUGAAUGAUCUUCCUGUUGGGCGAUCUGUAGAUGAGACCCUUCGUCUUGUACAAGCAUUCCAGUACACAGACAAACAUGGGGAAGUUUGCCCCGCUGGUUGGAAACCUGGCAGUGAAACUGUAAGUAUACAUGUGUAUCCGUUUUGGUGUCCUUGA
Staurois parvus is the source of this 843-nucleotide messenger RNA. Lineage: Eukaryota; Metazoa; Chordata; Amphibia; Anura; Ranidae. The record is from the annotation of a GenBank genome assembly.